AUGGCACUAAUUUUAACCAAUAAUUCUGAAGCGAUUGCAAAUGAACAAAAAGACUAUAGAGAAAAUGCUGUAGUACAUGUAAAGAACCCACAUUUGUCCUCAAUGCCUGAAGACUUACUGUAUCAUUUUGAUUUGGGAACAAAAACACACAAUCUUCAAGCAAUGUUUGGAGAUGUGAAGUUUGUUUGUGUUGGAGGCAGUGCAAACCGGAUGAAAGCUUUUGCACAGUUCAUGCAUAUGGAACUUGGACUAAAUGAAAGUGACAGUGGCCUCCUGGAUAUUUGUGCCGAGACUGACAGAUAUAAUAUGUACAAAACUGACCCUGUAUUGUCCAUAAGUGAUUUGCAUGGAAUGGGUGUGCCAUCGAUAUCAAUCAUGCUUCAUGAACUUAUUAAAUUACUUCACCAUGCCAAGUGCCGGGAUGACACUAUCAUAUAUAUGGGAACAUCAGGUGAUGUAGGGUUGGAUCCUGGAACUGUGGUCAUUACAGGUACAGCAGUAGUCUUCUUUCAGCCUAAGUUUGAACAAGUGGUUCUGGGAAAAGUAAUUACACGAAGCACUGAAUUGGACAAGGAUCUAGCACAAGAAUUAUUGAACUGUGGCAGUGAGAUUGAUGAUUAUCCUAUUAUUAUUGGAAACACUAUGUGCACCUAUGAUUUCUAUGAAGGGCAAGGACAUUUGGAUGGUGCUUUAUGCUCUUUUUCAAAUGAUGAAAAAUUGGAGUAUUUGAGAAAGGCAUAUAAAGCUGGUGUCAGAGGCAUUGAAAUGGAGUCCACUGUCUUUGCUGCUAUGUGCCACAGCUGUGAUCUAAAAGCUGCUGUCGUCUGUGUGACUUUAUUAAAUCAAUUUGAUGGUGAUCAAAUCACAACUCCUCAUGAAGUUCUGCUUGAGUACCAAAAGCAUCCACAAAAACUGGUGUUGAUGUUCAUAGAAAAAACUUAA
Messenger RNA from Hemiscyllium ocellatum (epaulette shark), 942 nucleotides. Its product is annotated as uridine phosphorylase 2-like. Gene Ontology annotation, biological process: uridine catabolic process; nucleotide catabolic process. Lineage: Eukaryota; Metazoa; Chordata; Chondrichthyes; Orectolobiformes; Hemiscylliidae. Gene Ontology annotation, molecular function: uridine phosphorylase activity. The record is from RefSeq and is a predicted model, not a curated record. Gene Ontology annotation, cellular component: cytosol; cytoplasm.